CUUGGGAGCUGCGCCCGCGCACUUGGGCGGUAGAUUUACUUGGAAACAUUAACCCCGUCGUUUGAUUUAAUCUGCAUAAGAUCGUAGUUAUCGUUAAUUUAUAAUAAUCAUUAAUUUCGAUGUUGUUGUAUAUAAACCGCGCCGUCGACAUGUUAAUGUGAACCGAUAUCAAAUAUAGUGUAGUGUUUGUUUAGUUAUUUGUGUAGCGCCAGAUAAUAUACGUGUCUAGGAAUAAAUUGAUGGCUAACGUUAUCGACAUCAUUUAACGUUUUAAUGGAAUAAAUUGAAUAGUUAUAUUGCUAGUAUUAAGAACAUUUUGUGUUUGUUAGGAAGUUAUUAUAAAAGGCUGGUGUUUCUUCAAACAAUUACAUAUGCAUUCCAAUAGCAUUCUCGACAUCUGCCCCACAUUAAGUUGUGCUCGUGCGCUUAUUUUCAUUCAAAAAUAGCCCACGUACAGGCCGACAUCCGCAAUUUUCGGACAUGACGUCAUCGAAAGAAAGUAAUGACGUCAUCGUUAAUUUAGAAGAAGACAAAUCGGUAACUCCCAGCCGGAAGGAGCAGAAAGAGCUAUCUGAACUGCCACCAAUCGGUACUUCUCUUCAUAAAAGACGUAGAGGUGAACCACCAGCAACAUUGUCGGUCAAGAACCCACAAACACCAUCAGAUGCUGAGGGCUCUUCGCCAUGCACAGCAGGACCUACUCCAGAAGAUACCUGGACUACACCAGAUGGCGAUACCACAGAUCCUGAAGCUUUGUGUGAAAGCAUGCUUCAAAGAUUAAAAGAUAAAGAUGAUCCUCUAUCCAAACGAGGUAAAGAUUUAGCAUCCAGGACGAAAGAUACAUUAGAGAGCUUAGACCAGUUGGAAAAACUACUCGAACUUUUAGACCAGUUCGUCAGCCUGAAGGAGCAAAACGCUCGUCUCCUGAAACGUCUCCGAGAUGUCAAUCAUUUAAAACGUCUCCAUAGUGCUCAUAAAAGAAUAGAUCAAGAAAAUGAAAAAUUAAAAGAUGAAACCAAAGAAUUGGAGCUCAUAAACGAAGCUCUAGACGCAGAGCUGGAAUGUGAAUAUGGACAAGCUAUUUUUGACUCCAUGGUAUCUGGUGGUAGGAGUAUGAAGAGAACUGGUUCUAAGUGGAAAGGCCACACUAGAUUUGGUGGUUCGUUGUUAAGAAAACAAAGAUCUAGGUCGGCUGGUGGCGAUGAAAGUGACGUGUGUCCUGGUACUCCGCUGAGGAGGAGAUCUGACGGAAUCUUCUGCAAAGAGGUGGACAAAUCUAAAGUCUCGAACUGGACUCGAGUUAAAGCAGCGUUCAAAUGGGAGAAGGCACAAUGGCCAGCUUCGACGCUAGGGGGAGCAGCUGCAGUUGCAGCUGGGGCUAUGGUCGGUGCUGUGGCCCUCGCCGGCUCCACUCCUGGCACUCUGCCAAACCCUGAUCCGAGGGACUCCGCGAGUUUGACACCUGGAAGCGCCAUAUCACUCACCCCGAACUCCUCCUGCGAAGAACUGAGGAUGGAAUCAGGAACUUGUCGGCGAAGUGGUGUGAGGAGUGACGAUCAAGACAAUAUUUAUUUACAAGCUCCGAUGCAGGACGACAGUUCAACAUCGCCGUCUCCAAACAAGCUCCACAAGAGUCCUUGGGUUAAGAUGAGAGACAUUAUACAGACGCAUAGAGAAUCUGUAAAGAAGAAGACCAGAGGACCCAAGGGUUCUCCAGACGUGGUGCCCGCGAGAAGACGGUCUUUCAGUGACGGUGCUGACAGCGACGCGCCUCCAGCUUUGACCCUGACCAUACCUUCGUCUGAAGAACUAGAAUCCGAGGGUUCUCAUCCGGUUCUUCGUAAACAACGUUCCCUGGAGUUGGGAGCUCGACCUCCACAGCACAGAACGCCUAGGGAUUCCAAGUGGACGAGGGUCAAGCGAGCUUUUCUCACAUCAGCCUCUGCUUCCGUACCCUCAAGUCCUAAUAGACAUUCUGCCUUCUUCACUGACGGAGACACAGAGGGUGUGAGCAGCGGUUGUGAAGCGAGUGGUUUUAAAGAUGAAAUAGCAAGAGAUUACGCUGCACUUCAAACGCGUCUGGGGAGAGAGUUUUCUGACAGACGAGGCAAAUUAUAUGCAGCGAUCAGGCCAGUUGCGACAGAAGAACAGCUAUCUGCUGACUUCAGGAAGAAGUUGGCAGAAUGGCAGCGAAUGAAGGGAGUAAGACAACCACCGCCAGUUCCCGCCAGACAGGAUCUCAGCGAGGACUUCCUAAAAAAAUGGGACGAAUGGAAGCGCAUGAAAGAAACGAAUUCAGUACCCGCUUGGAAAGAAGAAGAGAAACCGGAUGAAGUACUAGUACAAACUUCUACAGGAUUAUUCAAAUUUCAUGGAAUAUCCCGUUCUUUCACUCGAAAAUUGCAUGAAUGGGAGAAAUCUCGUGGUAUCGCCCCUGAAGCUUCAACAUCCGCCCUUCUCCGUGCUGCCCGCGCCAAAGUCACGCUACCAGCUCUGACUCGCACACAGUCUGACGGCAGUGUGGCUCCUUCUAACUCUGGCAGAGUACAUGCAUCUAGUCUUAGCGUAAAUGAUGUAGAUGACUUCGACUCGGAAUAUGAGAGAGAUCAUUCUUUGCAUUGCACCGACUACGACAACACGCCUGCUCGGGAGGCUGUACUAGUAGAAGUGGAGGCUGAGGAGAUCUGCACAGCCGCGCCUCUCGUAGCAGUUUCACCAAGACAUACGCCUCAGAAGCCUAUUUAUACAUACGGACGAGCGGAGGCAAGACAUCUCUGUGAGACCAGUUCUGCCGUGACGGGAACUGCUGUCUUGCAGUCUAACGGUGCUGUUGUAUUUUCAGAAUCCCCAAAUUUGAAGCAGUCACCGUCUAAAGAAUAUUCCUCUAUGAAAAUAAAGACCUCUCGAGAUCAGUUAAUAAUGCAAGAAAAAUCACAUAAAUCCAAAAUAAUACGACAAGCUAGUAUUGAAGAAGACGCUAAAUUCAUCAGAAAAACUAUUGAAGAAAUAGAACGAGGCAGUUCCAACCGCUACAAACAAGAAUCUGUAAUCACUGUCGAUGAAACAAAUUUACUGAAAGAUGCUGCCACUCCGUCGACGAGUAGAAUAUGUAGCUUGAGAACCAUUAAACAAGAUAACUUGAAAGACUUCAAGAACGAGAAGGAUAGUAACGAGGAAGCAAAGGAAGAAAGCAAACGCAAAGAAGCCGAUAAGAGUAACGGUAAGAAAAAAUCCAAGUCGAGAGCCAGGCUGGAAAGAGAACAGUCGAAACCAUCUGAAAGUGAUACAGAGCCUGAAGUAGAUACAGUAACUGUUGAAAUUCCUCGCAGAAGAAAAAGACCUCGUCGACCAUCCGAGAAGCCCAGAACCCCUCCAGCUUCUCUACAUUCAGAUUCCGAUGGAGAGGUAUUUGUCUUAAAACUAAAAACCCCGGAUCAGCGAGAUAUAUGCCCUGAAGUUAUUGUAAAAACAACAAGGAAAAUUUUUUCUCCCGUUGUGCGUAGCGGAGAAUCGGUCCCUCGGGCUGUAAUACCGGUGGAUGUUGAAGAUCUGGAUGAAGUUAGAUCACCGGGACCGUCUAAAAACAAAAGCGAGUCACGCAGUCCAUCAGACCAGAAAUUAAACGUAGAAACAAAAGUCAGUAGAAAAUCAAAAAAACCACUUCAUCUUCAGGAAGAGGAACAAAGGCCUCGGAGUCGGCCCCCACUCCCACUGUCACCACCAUCCCAACGUAAACCUCCUCCGAAAGAAACUUCUCCGUCCAUACGCAUAAUGAUACAACGAUACAAUAAAAAAAUUAAUGAGGAAGGGCCUCUCUCAGGCGCCAGCAGUGGCGCUUCUUCACCGGCUUGGCGUUCACCCAAAUCUGAACGAAGACGGCCUCCUGAUAUGCCAAUAGGUGUUAACAUUAGAAACAACCCAUUUCUAGAGAGGGAAGUUCAAAAAUCAGCUAGCGCCUGUCAACUUACAAGGCGAGACCAGACAUCAGCGGAGAAAAGUCUGUCUCCAACAUGUCAAACACAUGAAGGAGUACUGAAAUCCCAUAGCGCCAAUACCUUACAUCCCGAAAAAUCUGGGAGCGAAGAAGUACCGACGAACAUUGAAGACAGUCAAGAGACAAUACGGAACACAACCACCAGCUCGGACACAAUUGUACCAAAUAAAGCUGCAAAUAACGCAACCUCAGAAGGAAGUACAGAAAUUGAAGUAGCCGUCUUGAGAAAACAAUCGGAAUCAGUACUACCCUGUAUAUCACGAUUCGUGGCACAGAAUCCCUGUUAUUUUGAACGAUCACUAUCAACCGUCGAAACCUCCAGUCCGUCGCGAGAAGCUGAGGAAUUGGUUGCUAGAUUAUCAGAAAGAGCCGAACGAAUAAGAGUAGCGAGAGAAAGGUUUCUUUCCUCCACCAGUCCUAUGAGAAGGGAAGGUACGAGUUCUGCCAGUGAUUUACGGCCCGCUGAUCGCUCGAGUCGUAUGAGUGAGGGGUCUAAUGUGGAAAGUCAGCCGCCAGCGGAGCUUGGUCGAAGCGCCUCAACUGGUAUGGUCAACGUGGAAAGAGAGACGUGGCAGAGAAUUGCAGAAGCUCCUCGCAGAGAGCGUCCCAAAUCUCGCUUCAGUCUGUCUCGCCUGGCUGCCAAAUUACGUCGUAAAGAGGAGAGCGCUGUGUCUCGGUUGUGUCGACAGAGUCUCCUCGUCCAGUUGAGGAAACAAUAAACGGAUUAUGUAACUAAACAAA
This is a messenger RNA of Danaus plexippus (monarch butterfly), 4735 nucleotides long. Its product is annotated as microtubule-associated protein futsch. The transcript has 17 exons. The record is from RefSeq and is a predicted model, not a curated record. Lineage: Eukaryota; Metazoa; Arthropoda; Insecta; Lepidoptera; Nymphalidae. Bases 481 to 4713 code for a protein of 1410 amino acids.